This is a messenger RNA of Plenodomus lingam JN3, 1749 nucleotides long. RefSeq lists its product as uncharacterized. Gene Ontology annotation, molecular function: transmembrane transporter activity. Gene Ontology annotation, biological process: transmembrane transport. Lineage: Eukaryota; Fungi; Ascomycota; Dothideomycetes; Pleosporales; Leptosphaeriaceae. Gene Ontology annotation, cellular component: membrane. The record is from RefSeq and is a predicted model, not a curated record.
AUGUCUUUGCAUACCUACCAGCGCGUAUCUGAUGGGGAACAUGUAUUCGAGGGCGAGAACAAUGAUCCCCCAAGGCUAGAUUCACCAACCUCUAAGUCCUGGCUCAAGAGGCCUUCCAUAUUCUGGUUACUACCUGUCUUUCUAUUGUUCAACUUAGCCAUGGGGGCAACUGCAAUGCCUAGAAUGAACGUUAUCACGUCACUUAUCUGUCGUAAUAUCCUGACAGAAGGCAUGGAAACAAAAUUGCAGAGUAACGACACGCUGCAGCCACGACACGGUGGCGGUAUGCCGAGUGGCUCAGGCAAUACGAGUAUCGCUGCUGGAAACUACUCUGCGUCUGCUAUUAUCAUUGGAGAUUACAAUCCUCAGUGUGCGUUGAAGGAAAUUGAGUCCGCCACGGCGAUGUUCAAUCUUUUGGGCAACCUGGUUGCCGGUGUGAUUGCUGCGGUGACGACGCCGUUUUGGGGUAAGCUGAGCGAUCACUUUGGGCGCGUGAAGCCAUUGGCGGCCGCAACUACUAUCAUGUUGGCUUCAGAAUCUGUCAUGGUCCUUGUGGCCAAGUUUCCAGAUGUCCUGCCGCUUGGAUGGGUUUAUCUAACCUUCGUGCUAGAGGGCGUCAGCGGUUCUUUCAUUUCUAUCAUGGCUCUAGCGUCAUCUUAUGCAGCAGAUUGCACUAAAUCUGACGACAGGAAUGUUGCACUCGGCUGGUUCCAUGGGAGCAUGUUUUUCGGCAUGGCCGUGGGCCCUGCCUUUGGUGGAUUCCUUGGGAUGAGUGCGGGCAAAAGUAACCCUAUGCUUGUAUUCUAUACCGGCCUGGCCAUGAGAGUAUUGGGUAUCUUGCUGUUGGCGAUUGUACCCGAAAGUCUGCAUGUUCAGUUUGAAGAUCGUCGUUCAUUGUGGGUGCAAGCAUCACAGUACCUCCACAAACAUUCGCAAGGCUCGUGGUCGGAGAAAUUGGGGCGUGUGAAUCCCAUUCAUCUCCUCGCCAUCCUGUCACCGUGGAACAACAACGAUGACAAAUCAGCCCAAAGCAAUCUACUUGCUCUUGCAAUCAUCAACACUAUUGUCUUCGGUGCAAUGAUGGGCGCCAUGAAUGUCAUGAUGGUAUACUCGGAGUUUCGGUUUGACUGGGGAAACAAGGAAUCUGGUGUUUUCCUCUCCAUCGUGAACGUGUGUCGUACUCUUGCCACUGUGGUUGUUCUUCCAUUAGUCAUAAUGGUUUCACGCCGCUUGUCGGGGUCCAAGAGCUCGUCUAUUAGGCACAUCAAUGCUGCCGCUUCUAUAAAUAACACAGUCGGCCAGAUUGACAGAUUGGAUAUCUUCCUACUUCGCAUUUCUAUCCUCUCCGACACCAUUGGCUACAUCGGCUACGCACUGUCUCCCACGGGCGCUCUGUUCACACUAUCUGGCGCCAUUGCCUCCUUUGGCGCCAUAGGACUUGCCACAUCGGAAGCAAGCAUGACAAAACUCUUACCACCUUCACGGACAGGUGAGUUGUUGGGAGCUCUGGGUUUUUUGCAAGCGAUGGCGCGAAUUAUAGCACCAACCGUGGUUGGUUUGACUUACAGUUGGACGACUGAAAGCAUGCCGCAACUUGUGUUUUGGGGCAUCGCGGUCUGCUUUGGUAUAGCAGGUUUGUUGACUGUGGCUCUCAAGGCUGGCAAAGCAUAUCUUGUCAGCAGAGGCGAAGAAGAAGGAGAGAGCAUGGAACCGCUACAGGCUGGUAAACGAUACGACGAUACUGACUGA